UCAUCUCAUCAUCAGUCUCGCGAGAAGUUUGCAAACGGCUUUGAGGUCUUGCCCUUUUAUUUCUGAAGUUCGCAGUGUUUACGAAGUGGUGGUGCAUUUUAAAUAGCCAUGUGCUCGAUGCUUUAUUAGAAGAUUAGUUAUCAUAUUACCUAGUUAAACGACAUUACGAUGGAGGUCGAUAUACAGGAUGUUGCUCCUGGCAUAAAACCAGCGGAGAAAACCAAACCUAAAUCCAAGAAGGAAGUCCGAAAAGUGUUUGUUCCUCGUACCAGACAAUCAGCUUUGAAGGAACAUUGGAUGAAGAUAUUCACACCAGUCGUCGAUCAGUUGCUACUUCAGAUCCGCUACAACGUUAAAAACAAACAAGUGGAACUACGUCUUGGACCAGAAACGAAAGAUCCUUCCAACUUGCAAAGAGGAGCGGAUUUUGUACGCGCAUUCUUGCUUGGCUUCGAAGUGGAGGACGCACUGGCACUGCUGCGACUUGAUGAUCUUUUCAUUGAAUCUUUCGAAGUCAAUGAUGUUAAAAUGUUGAAGGGUGAUCACCUUAGUCGCGCCAUCGGAAGAUUAGCCGGAAAGGGAGGAAGGACUAAGUUUACGCUGGAAAAUUCAACUAAGACGCGAAUCGUUCUGCAGGACUCCAAGAUUCACAUACUGGGAAAUUACAAAAACAUUCAACAUGCCAAACGUGCCGUCAGUCAUCUUAUUCUAGGUUCGCCUGCAAGUAAAGUGUACGGGAAUCUGCGGACAGUCGCUGGUAAGAUUUCCGAACGAAUGUGAAUAUUUUUGGCAAUAAAUUUAAGUUUUCGAGUUUCUUAA
This is a messenger RNA of Armigeres subalbatus, 819 nucleotides long. RefSeq names its product RNA-binding protein pno1. Lineage: Eukaryota; Metazoa; Arthropoda; Insecta; Diptera; Culicidae. The transcript is spliced from 3 exons. The record is from RefSeq and is a predicted model, not a curated record. Gene Ontology annotation, cellular component: nucleolus. Bases 169 to 780 code for a protein of 203 amino acids. Gene Ontology annotation, molecular function: RNA binding.